Molecule: messenger RNA, 3657 nt
Organism: Lodderomyces elongisporus
Lineage: Eukaryota; Fungi; Ascomycota; Pichiomycetes; Serinales; Debaryomycetaceae
Gene: UTP22
Product: rRNA-processing protein
Exons: 1
Coding region: 1-3657 (1218 amino acids)
Biological process (GO): rRNA processing; tRNA export from nucleus
Cellular component (GO): CURI complex; UTP-C complex; small-subunit processome
Source: RefSeq, a predicted model, not a curated record
AUGGGCAAAAGAACACUAGAGAACUCAAAAGAAAGUAUUGGUUUGAAACAGCGAGAUGGGGCUGUACAAGAGGAAGAUGAGUUCACGGCGUUCUCAGAUAGGGAAGAAGACAUGAAUGGAGCUAAAGCAAAUGGACACCAUGUUGGAGAUAGUCAUCGUAAAAAUAAUAAUAAUAAUAAUAAUCAUAAUCAUAAUAAUAAUAAUAAUAAUAACGAGAUGGAGGAUGAAGACGAAGACGAAGAUGAAGAUGAAGAUGGCGAUGGCGAUGGCGAUGAUGAUGAUGAUGAUGAGGAAGACGAUCAGGCGCAAGAAAAAUCACUCCAGCCACCAACAAAGAAACAAAAAAAGCAGCUCACGGCACAGGAUAUUCAGAUGGCUAGAGAAACAGCAGAGCUUUUCAAGUCCAACAUUUUCAAACUUCAAAUCGAUGAGUUGUUGAAGGAAGUGAAAGUAAAGAGCCACCACGAGGAGAAAAUGGAAAAAGUCUUGCAUCGUUUACAUGAUCUCAUAAAACAAAUACCAUCAACCGAAAACUUGACAUUGCAACAAGCUGAACAUUUGUUCAAUUCCAAGAAAAUUGCAAUCCCAUUUCCUGACCCAAAACCCACUAAUGUAAAAUACCAAUUUCUGUACAAGACACCCGAUGAAGUAUCCUUGGUGGGAUCGUAUGGUCUCAAGACCGGUAUUAAUCAAGGCUCAAGUAUCGAGAUGGCAGUCACAAUGCCAAAGGAGAUGUUUCAACCCAAGGACUAUUUAAAUUAUAGAGCAUUAUACAAAAGAGCAUUUUACUUGGCAUACCUUGCUGAUCAUUUGAUGUCAUUGACCAAGAAAAAUAACUUGCCAGUGAAAAUCUCAUACCAUUACCUCAACGACGACGUAUUGAAUCCAGUAUUGCGAAUUGAAAGUAUCAAGACAGAGAACCCAAAGGACUUGAUUUUUUUCAAAACAAAAUACACCAUAAACUUAAUUGCGGCUUUCCCCUUUGGUGUGUUUGAUCAUAAGAAAUUACUUCCCGAUAAGAAUUGUAUUCGUGUGCAAACCGACUUGCUAGAGUUGCCAGCAACACCAAUAUAUAAUGCAAGCAUCAUUACGCAAUCAUCCUACGACUAUUAUCUUAAGUAUUUGUAUGCAAUGAAAAAGUCAACAGAGGCAUUCAAAGACGCUUGUAUACUAGGGAGACUAUGGUUGCAACAGCGUGGAUUUAAUUCAUCGUUCAAUGACGGGGGGUUUGGACAUUUUGAGUUUGCAAUCUUACUCAGUGCAUUGCUCAGUGGAGGCGGUGUCAAUGGUAAUAAAGUUUUGAUGAGUGGAUUCUCCUCAUACCAAUUGUUUAAAGGUGCAAUUCAGUAUCUUGCCACAACUAAUUUACGCAAAGGCUACUUGUCUUUCUCUUCUCAAAUCGGAAGAGGUGGAGGAGGAGAGAAUGUACCUGCUAAGUACAAACCAGAAGGUUUUGGAGUUCCCACAAUCUUUGACAAAAAUACCAAACUUAAUGUACUUUGGAAGAUGACAUCAGCAUCAUAUGACGCAUUGCAAAACACAGCAGUGCAAACCAUGAGUUUGCUCACGGAUAUUGUGCGCGAUCGAUUUGAUCCAAUCUUGUUGCAAAAAUCAACAUUUGAACCUUUGAGAUAUGAUAUAGUCUUGACAGUGAAUAUACCGGAAGAUGUACACGAUCAAUUUGGCGCAACAGAGAAAAUCAAAUUUAUAUCAUUUGACAAUUUUGUCAUCUACAAGCUAUACACUAUUCUCGAGAAUGCUUUGGGAAACAGGGUAUCAUAUAUCAAUAUCAAGAAUGAAAAACCAACGACAACUUAUUCCAUUGCAAAGAGGAAACCAACUUACCUGAGUGAUACUUUUGUUAUUGGUCUUCAAGUGAAUCCAGACGAAGUCGAUAAAUUGGUCACCAAAGGUCCAAACAACAAUGAAAAAGAGGAAGGUGCGAGAUUCAGACUGUUUUGGGGUCAAAAGGCUUCUUUAAGGAGGUUCAAGGAUAGUAGUAUUCAUCAUUGUGUCGUGUGGUCAAUAACUACCAAAAACCCCAUCAUUGUUUCGAUUAUAGAGUAUGCGCUUGAUUUGCACUUGUCGUCAGAGAUUUCUCAGUUGAUUGGUACCAAUGUUGGGGAUUUUGAGCAAAGAUUACCUGUACCAUUAUUGCCCACGGCAUCGAACCAGGUUACAAACUCGUUGGUGAGCUAUAAUGCAUUGAGAACUGCAUUUGACUCCUUGUCAAAAAAUUUGAGUAAUUUGGAUUUACCUUUGCGAGUCAAGAGUAUAUUGCCUGCUUCGCUGUCGUUGAGAUAUUCAUCGGUUUUGCAACCGGUUCCAUUUGCAGUAUCCAACCCAGACUUCUGGAAUGAUUGCAUCGUCCAAUUUGAGAUUUCUUCUAGAUGGCCAGAUGAAAUCAGUGCAGUUGAGAAGGUAAAAUCAGCAUUAUUGCUUCAAUUACGCGAGAAGUUACAAAAUACUGGUUACAAUAGUUUCGUAACACAAGACCAAUCUGUGCCGUUCAAUCAAGAUACUACGGCAUUGAACAUAUUGACUCCGGAAGGUUACGGUUUUAGGCUAAAAGUGUUGACGGAAAGAGAUGAGACGUUGUAUCUUCGAGCAGUGUCUAAUGCUGAAAAACAGAAAGCUUUGGUACAAGAAGUGUACUUGAGCUUUGUGAGAGCUUACCAAGGAGCAGUUAAACAUAACAGGACAAUUUCACAGCUCGCGCAGCAUUUCCAAUACUUUUCACCGACGGUUCGUUUGUUCAAACUCUGGUUAGAUUCGCAAUUGUUGCUUACCCAUUUUAAUGAAGAGUUGGUUGAAUUACUUGUUUUGAAAUCAUUUGUUGAUCCUGCACCAUAUUCUAUUCCAAACUCAGUUGAGAAUGGGUUUUUGCAAACCCUUUAUUUCUUGGCCAAUUGGAAUUGGAAAGAAGCACCACUUAUUCUUGAUUUGGUCAAAUCCACUGCGGAAGAUGAUAGUAAAUUGAGUGACAAGCUCACCAUUCAGGCUUACAGAGUUAUUGAGGAGAACUUUAACAAGAUUAGAAAAAACGACCCGUCCGGAAUCAAGACUCAACUAUUUGUUGGUACUAAAGAUGAUCCGUCGGGUAUACUUUGGUCGAGUAAUUUGACAUUACCAAUCGCUACUCGAUUAACAGGACUUUCUAGAGUUGCACUUAACUUGCUAAAGACCCAAGGUAUAAGCAAAAACAAUUUGGAUCUUUUGUUUACUCCAGCGUUGCAGGAUUAUGACUUCACAAUCCAAGCUAAACCACAAAAUCUUACAACCAGUUCGGGUGUCUUGCCUCCAAAUACAUUUAAAAACUUGAUUCAGCCAUUAACAUCAUAUCCUAGUAGCUUGGAAUCCAAGUACGACCCUAUUCAAUUAUAUGUCAAGGAUUUGAAUGACAAAUUCGGUAACUGCAUAAUAUUUUCGGUCAAGAAGUUUACUGGUCUUUGUCCCAAGAAUGAAAAUGUCAUUGGCGGUUUGUUCGUACCGUCGACCUUGGGAAGAAAGAAAUUCAGAGUCAACUCUGGAUUGAAUGUUGCACCAGUAGAAGAUGAAAAGAGUGCAGAUGAGGUGGAGUUGAAUAAAGAAGCAGUCUUUGACCAAAUAAAAAUUCUUGGAGGCGAUUUGGUUGCUGCAUUCAAUACCCGGAAAUAG